GUCGGCGAUCCAUCAAGCACAAAAGGAAGCGAGUGGCGAUUUUUGUCACACCGCCCGAACGAGUGGUGUUUCAACUUGCAAACUCUCCCCAGAGGAGAAAGGCUACAAAGAAGCAACAUGAGAAAGCUGUACAAGUCACCUUCAAUCUUAGCGUCUCUGCUAGUGUUGGAGCCUACGCAUGUCACAGCAACACUCCAAAUAGCAGACUUGCCAACCAUCUCCCUCGGAACGCUACUCAACAUUCCCGUGACUGUUCCCGACUUUUUUGGGUGGUGUUUUGAUCGGUCAUUGGCAUCCUUUUGCAUUUUCCCCGCUGAUAGGGAUCAACAAGCGUCUCCGAGAGAAGGCGAUGCAACUACUGCUGAAGGUCAAGACAAUCUAAUAGACGACUAUUCCGUGGCAGGAACCAUUGACCUUGCGCGGUUUUGGGUGGAGGAUAUGUGUUCAUCGGUUGUGAAUGAGCCUGCGAAACGAGAACUACUUGCUUUGGCGAAGUUCUUUUAUCAACUUGAUGGAGGUCCCAAUGUGGUUUCCUCGUCACCUGGUAGUGGGUGGCUUGUAGGCUGCGACCCUUGUUCUUGGGGUGGCGUCCUGUGCAAUUCCGAGCGUCGGGUGGUCGAGCUUCUUCUAGCUUCCUCGGGUCUCUCCGGACAGGUCAGCCCAUCCCUUGGUUCGCUUGAACAAUUAGUUGUUUUAGAUCUCCGAUAUAAUGAAGGUUUGGUGGGGACAAUACCGGAAGAGCUUGGCUUGCUGAGUGAUGCGGAAUCCAUUCGAUUAUCUGGAACCUCUUUAUCGGGUCCAAUGCCCGAGUCUAUCUGUGAUUUGCUUCUGCCAGAUUUGGAAGCUGAUUGUGGCGGUUCCAACCCCAUGGUGUCAUGCGAUUGCUGUGCCUAUUGUUCCACUACAACAACUGUGGAUGUACUCGUGGAAAGUGUAGCCGAUGUACCACCUUCGUUUGCGCCGGUGCAGGCGACACCUCUUCCAACCAUUGCAAGUAAAACAGAGGAUCCUACCAUGAAACCAUCACAACAACCAACGCCAUCACCACAGGCAACCGAGACCCAGUUUCCAACACAAUUGACCACGUCCUAUUCACUUUCGGAAGAACCAACGUUCGUAAUGGCAACAAUAACAGAAAACGUUGCGCAUACGGAAUCACCAACAGAACACCCUAGCGAGACACCGUCAGAUUCCCCAACAGGUUCACCAACUAUGGCCCCCACAACUGUCUCACCCACAGGUGCCCCAACCCAAAGUCCAACAACAAGAUCCCGAGAAAUGACGUCUUCUCCUGUGUCGCCAAUACCUGCCCCCACUUAUGAUGGAAAUCCUGCAGAAGAAUGGCUGUCCGAGUCUGGUUGCCGGAACAGCGUUCCAAUUCUUCGACGACUGAACCUUGUAUCACUUGCAAGUCUCUACUUUUCCACCAAAAACACGCGCACAGAAGGUCCAUUGUACGACCUGGGCUGGCUGGGCAGUUGCGAUCCUUGCACUUGGGGACAAAUUUCGUGCGAUGAGUUGGGCAACAUUGUGGGUCUAGACUUGUCUUCUCUCGAGCUAAGAGGACGCAUUCAUCCCUAUACUGGGCUGCUGACCGACUUGAUAAGUUUGAACUUGCAAGAUAACCAACUAACGGGUGAGAUACCGUUUGGGCUCCAAUACUUGUCAAAUGCAGAGUCAAUCCUGCUGCAUGACAACUUGCUGUGGGGGGACAUGCCUCCUGAGAUAUGUAGCUUGCGCUCGCAGCAACUCAACGAGCUAUCAUCAGACUGCAGCACGGAAGAAACAACAAUAAGCUGCGACUGCUGUAGUCUUUGUGCAUAACCGCUCUGCCAUAGAGAGGACCGUUCUAACGGUGGUAGCCGUAGUUUGCAAAUCUGGACAAAUUGUGGGGGUGGUAUGGUGAGGAUCAAAGCAUGCAUAGCACCAAAAGACCGGAGGGCAAAGGAGCGAGCCUGUGACUGAAUUGAGGGUAGAGAUGGACUAAAACCUGCAGCACAAUGAUCUGGAUCAGGACGCGGGUUUGCCCCGCAGCAUCUGAAGUAAUUUACUACCGGCCAGCUGCAAGCCACCAUGGAUAAUUCAAUCAGACACCACUUAGCUACAUGAAUAUGGACUUCACUGUCUACUGUCAUACGGUAGAGCAGGAAUGAAUUAGAAGCGCUCACGAGACUACUCUUCAGGUGCCUCCUGCUCCAAUAAUGACCCAACCACUGCAAAUACUGGUUCCUCCACCACCUCCCAAGCCAAAACCAGCAGUGAAUUCGUACUGAAAGAUUUGAUUGAAUCCACUUCCAAUGGCAGCACCGCCGCCAAUGCCAAGGGCCAAGUCCACGUCAAUCCAAUAUGAAAAGCAGGUCAAGUCUGUGGUGGUGGUCGUCCCGACCGCAACACCAAAAAUAAAGGAAACAUCAAAGCCAAGUUCGGGUCCGGCCCCCAAGCAGGUUCGAAUGAACAUACCUAACACGCCAUCUCGUAUGGUAAAUAGAAAUUGCAAGUUGAAGUCAACAAUGACGCCUCCUUCUAUAUUGGC
This is a messenger RNA of Seminavis robusta, 2533 nucleotides long. NCBI's taxonomy places the organism in Eukaryota, Bacillariophyta, Bacillariophyceae, Naviculales, Naviculaceae. The record is from the annotation of a GenBank genome assembly.